AUGGGACUCAGAGCUUCGAUGCAGGAGCCUACAAUGCCAGCUCCGACAAGUGCAGGUGGUUGGACUCGACAGCCGUUGACUUCCUCUGAAGCCAGUGUGUGGAUGCGUGAGUUGUUGCAGCCUUGGUCACCCGAGAACCUCAGGGACAUAGCAACUCACUCGUCAAAGGCGACAGUGCUUUCCUGGAUGUCGAAGUCAAACGUGGAUAUCUCACUUCGAAGACUGGCUGGUUACCACAUUGCCCCUGGUGACAAGAGUGCUUUGGAGUAUUCAAGGGAUGCUGCUGCCCCAGUGCUUAGACAGAUCGAAGCCAUUUUCAUCGCAGUGAGAGCCAACUUGUUUCGACCUGAUUUGCCAAGAUCUCAGAGGUGGUUAGAAGUUCAGACCUUAGAAGACGCUGUGAAGCUUGCUGCAUUGAAACCUUACAGACACGGUCUUUCCAGUGAUUGUCAUUCUUCUUUCGAUGCAACCAUGUCAGAUUUGCAUGUGAACAGUUCCAUGCCAGAAGAUGCUCAGAGUCUUGAAAGGGACAUGGAGACGUGGCCUGAGUUUGGCGACGACACAACGUUGUUGGAGCUUAAGAAACAUUCCUUGAAUUCCUUUCAUUCUGAUCCUGCGCAUGACAUGGUUGCAAGUGACAUUAGUGAUGAUGUCAGUUCUCGUGAGUCCUCUUCUGAUUCCGACAGUGCUUCAGAAGACUUGGAGCGUCGUGCAUUGCUGGACGGCGAGAGGAACGCGGUGGAUCUUGUUGCACCCUCAGAUCUCGCAAACAAAGAAUGCUUUAAACACAAGAGGUCUCAGAAAUUGCAUCUGGUUGGAAGGACUUCUUUCGGAAACAAAUUUUUCAAGUGUGGACGCAAGUGCAAUGAAAAUUAUGAAGGACUCAGCACAGUCCCCGCAUUUGCAGCGCACGGUUGCAUGACAUGUUUUGGUUGGAGCCAGAAACCAGCCAGUGACUCCAGCAUUUCGGACGAUGACUUUGACAGCAAGGUUUCAGUGCCAGUCCUUGGAAGUUCAGCUCACCCUGAAGCUGCGCUUCUCAGGCGCCUUUUGUUUGAGAGUUACACCUUGACCGCAACGGAGUUGAAGAGGAAAGCAGACAACAAUGAAUCAGAUGGACCGAAGAAGCUUCCUGUCCAAGAGAUAGCAACACGCUUCGAAGCCUUGGAGAAGAAACUUUGCCCCUUGAAGAUCGAGAGCGUUUUGGAGCCAAGCCAUUCCCUCAUCAACAGCCUGGCCCAAUGUGUUGAUGACGGUCGUCUUCGUUUCAUUGAGUGGUCGAAGUGCACCAGCCGUACAAUGGAGCUCAACAACAUCAAAGAGACCAGCAGCUUGAAGGUUUGGAAAGCUGACUCUGCUGGAGUCAUUAAGCAGUCAGAGCCAGAGAGCCUUCUGCGUUGUGAAACUGGAACGGACUUGGAAGUCCUGAAUGCCCUGAAAAGACAGGGCAUAGCGUUUGAGCUGGCGAAGCUUAUGAGUUUUGAGAAGCACGAGGCCAUCGUCAACCUUCUCUUCAGUGAACUGCAGAGAGAGCCGCUGGAGGGCUUCAGGCGCCCAACAAUGGCUCAGCUAGCGGAAGCUGACCGGGAAAUCCAUGUGAAGCUCUCAGAAAAGACAAGGUCAGGACUGCCUUUGGGCCCGCAAGGGGAGCUGCCCUUGGAUCAAUAUGUUCAACAAGUUUUGGAGAUGCCCGCAGUCAUGUGGCUGCUUAUGCCAAAGCCCAAGUCAGCCUUGGCCGAAAGACCAUCUGGUGCUGGUCCAAAGCCGGCUCCAAAGAAGCCUGCUGCCCCGGAUGACAAGAAGUUUCCUCCGAGGAACAAGACCAAGGGCAAGCGUGCCAAAACACCAAUGCCAGCACAGUUGCGGGGAGGGACCCCGAUCGACAAUGAGAACCGUUGCUUCUCAGCCAGCCACAACUUCCUGAACCACGACAAGGCGAGUUGA
Cladocopium goreaui is the source of this 1944-nucleotide messenger RNA. The record is from the annotation of a GenBank genome assembly. Lineage: Eukaryota; Dinophyceae; Suessiales; Symbiodiniaceae.